Achroia grisella is the source of this 6585-nucleotide messenger RNA. RefSeq lists its product as uncharacterized. The record is from RefSeq and is a predicted model, not a curated record. NCBI's taxonomy places the organism in Eukaryota, Metazoa, Arthropoda, Insecta, Lepidoptera, Pyralidae. The transcript is spliced from 9 exons. Gene Ontology annotation, molecular function: ubiquitin binding. The coding region runs from base 148 to 3789 and encodes 1213 amino acids.
AAUGCACACUUAUGUAUACAAUGAACGCGCAUUUAAUUUGAUAAUAAAUUUGCAAUUUUGUUUGAGUUUGCAGUUUUAAGUUGGUGAAAGAUAUAGGAUAUUCUUUUAUGUUUCUUUUAAUAAUUAUUAUUUAUCCUGGUCGUUAGAAUGGAUAAUCCCAAGGACGAAGACAGUGGACAGUAUAGUGGAGUUAUUAAAGCAUUGAUUAACAUGUUUGGGACGGUUUCUAGUCGAGAGAUGAUCGUCGAUGUCGUAGAGAACUGUGGUGGUGAUAUUAAUUUAGCUGUAGAAGGUAUGAUGAAUAUUACAAGCGGGAUUAAUAAUCAAUCUACAACACCUAAUACCAGCCUUGUUGUAAAUGACGUCACACCAAAAGAUGUCUCAAUAUCUACUAAUAAUGAAUCAAAUAGUACAUCCUCACUUAUAAAUAUACCUGUCACUACAGUGGUAGGCGAAACUACAAUUGCUGAAAAUAAGAGAAUAAUACAGAAUACAGACAUGUCACAUAAUUUAAAAAAUAUAAAAGGGCAUUCUUCCAUGAAGGCAUUAAGUUCACCUGUACAUAAUACGAAUGAAUUAGCAUCUGUUACCCAGGAGGAAUCUGUCAGGUCUCUAAUAUCAAACAAUACUAAUUCAAGUUGUUCUCGGGGUUCAAUGAGUCAUACUGGAGCUGUUCGAAAACGAUUAAAGCCUCAAAAUUCAACAUUUUGGACAGAUCAAUUACGAAGACUUCUAAAUAAUCAUAAUGCAGGUAAUAGGAUAUUGAUUAUUAUGAGAGGAGCUCCUGGCAGUGGAAAGACAUACUUAGCCAAACAAGUAAUAGAAAAUAUUAUAGGAUCUACGCCUGGUUUAUUUGAGACACAUGUUUUCAGUACGGAUGAUUAUUUUAAUGUAAGAGGAAUUUACCAAUUUAACAGAAGUAAUUUAUCCAAUGCUCACGCUUGGAAUCAAAAUAGGGCCAGAUACGCCAGUGAGAAAGGUCUUAGUCCCAUUAUUAUUGAUAAUACUAAUAUAGAAGACUGGGAAAUGGAGCCAUAUUUUAGAAUUGCAGUUGCUUAUGGUUACAUUGUUGAAAUUAUGGAACCAAGUACAACAUGGUCUAAAAAACCAUCACAAUUAGUGAAAAGAAAUUCGCACAAUGUACCGUUAUUAACUAUUCAAAGAAUGUUAGAUAACUAUCAAAAUUUUACACCUGAUUUAUUAUUUCGCCGUUUCAAAUUAUCGUAUCCCGCUAAUAUGAAACCACCGGUAUUACGUAAUAUACCGAGUAUUGAACAUGUUUCUUCUUCGGAUAGUAAAAAUUCAUGCUCUACAUCAGUAAAAACUAAUAUGAAAACCACUACAAUGCUCAAAAAUACUAUUGAAACAGUUCAGGCAGGUUGUAGUAAUAAAUCAGCUGAUAUUUUGUUGAAUGAAGUGAAUAAUUCUCCCAUUUGUAACCCUGAAGUUGAUGGCAAUUUAAGUAAUAUACCUACGAAUAAUAUAAGGGAAAUUGUGGAUCACAGAAAUGACGAUGAUACUAAACAUCAAAUGUUUUGUUAUGAAAUGGGAAAACAACAAGAAGAAAUUGAAAAGGUUGAAAGGGAAUGGGAAAACGGAGAAGCAUGGGACGACAGUUCUAAACCGAAUAUUAGUACUACAGUAACAGAAGCAGAAACUAUUACAUCAUCUCAUCCUAAACCACAAAGAUGGAAUUCUGCAAAUAAUAUAGUUUCAGAUGAAAGGAUUCUGAAAACGGUAAAUGAUGGUAAUGACUGGAGUAAGAUGUCAAUGUUUUUGUCUCCUUGGAAUGAGAAUAUACCAGCGAAUUUAGACACUAUUGAGGUAUCUACAGAAACUAGAUCUAGUGGUACAUGCAUUGAAUCGGGAGACAGUUCAAAUGAAAAAAAUCAGUUUAAGGUAUUGACUACUACAUCCAGAGAUAUAAAUUUAUAUCAUAUCUCCCCCAUCAAAAAUAAAAUACCCCAAGUGUGUAAGCUCGACAAAAGUAGUAUGACUAAUGAUCAGAUAUUAAUGGAAAGUUAUAGAUGUGAAUAUGAGGAGAAACAUUUUAAUGCAUUUCGGAAAAUGUUUAGAAAAUUACCGAGGGCAGCUCUAAGAGAUAUUUUUGAUAAAUGCCAGGGCGAUGUUAAUUGGGCAGUAGGAAUUGUUAUUGACGAUAUUGAAAACAAUAGGUUGCAUUUGUUGGAUUCUGAAGAAUUGUCGGAUACAGAUGACAGUGUCGAUGAAUGUGGUUGUAUGGCUGCUUAUAAUAUCAUACCUGACACGAAGAUGCCAAAUUUAAUUUCGACAAAUGUACCACAAGAUACCACCAGUGUAGAUACACAGAAACAACGAAAAGUAAAAAAAGCAAUUGCUAAUUCCGAUACAUCAUUACAGUUAAAACGCCAAAUAGAACAGAAUGUUGUAAUAUCAGAUAAUCAUUAUUCGGACCAUUGUUUAAGAAUUAGAAAAAUACGCCGAGGGGAACUUAAUUAUGCAGAUAAUUUAGAAACAACUGCCGAAGAAUCAGAAGGUGCACAGGCUAGCUCAGUUACGGAAUAUGAGAGUAAUUCAUCACCAGAUGGCGCUGGUAAUGGUGAAUAUAGCGACGACGACGACGACUCCUCAAGUACUGAGGAACCUGAAAAGUGUAUAAACAUGUAUUUAGGCAGGGAAUUUAUAACUCAAUUGGAUGAACUUUUUGGUAGAAAAGACAUGACAUAUCCAGACAAUGUAGUACCAAAGAUUAGCAUGCCACAGUCAUUAUUAAAUCAAAUAAAUGCACUGUGGAUGGAAUCCCUUAUGCAUCAAUUUGAUGAAAAUGAGAAACAAUCAGAAUUGCAAGAUAAAGAAUUUGCCAGAGAACUGGCUAUGAAAGUAAACGAAUUGGCUGCAGCUGGAGAGGAACCUGUAGUACCUGAUUUUAAAGAAAUAAUGGAUAUGGAUUUCGCGAUGUCUCUUUACCAAAAAGAUGUAGCUGAAUGGCGUAAUAAAGAACCUAGCGAUAUGGCAGCCAGGAUGAGUAGGGAGAAGUUGUAUAAUUUAUUUCCAGAGAUAUCCCAAGAACUUUUAUCUGAGUUGCUUAUGGCGCAUGAUAAUAAUUUUCAGGCCACUGUCGAGGGCUUACUUAUAUCAACAGGAAAAUCGGAAAUUGUUGAAGAAAAGAAUGGCAUUAGUAAAUUUGUAAUGCAGAAGGAAAUGGAACGACAGGAGAAAGUUUUAGAAGAAGAGAGGAAAGCUAUUGCACAAGUGGAAUGGCCAUUGUUACCGGCAGUCGAUAAUGUGGACAUGAACGUUAUAAACAAUUAUCGACAGGAUGCUGAGAAACAUCUUUCGAGCCGAAAUUUAAACUAUCAGAAGGCUCAAGAAUACAUUCGCCGCGGGAUGACACAAGUGGCCAAUUACUACUCCGACGUAGCGGCCUUCCACAAACUAAAGUUCGAGCACUCUAAUAGCCUCGCCGCCGCCUCUCUUAUGCAAUUUCACGCAGCUAACAAUCCAAACAACGCGACAGUUGAUCUUCAUUACUUACGUGUUUCUGAAGCCAAAGAGUCUCUCGAUUUGUUUCUUGACGUACAUAUCAACAAAAUGAAAGAGAAUCAUGUAAAAAAGCAGGGUCCAAAGUACCAUGCUUUGUAUAUCAUUACGGGACGUGGCUUGCACAGCAAAGGGAUGCCCAGAAUUAAACCAGCAGUGAAACGUCGGCUACGGGAACGUAACCUGCAUUUUGGCGAAUGUAAUCCGGGCCUGCUUACAGCAAAUGUUUCUGCUAAUGACAAGUUAACAUUUGAAAUCCAGACACCAUGACAAAAAGCAAAGGGAGAGACGAAGAAAAAAGAAUAGUGAGCUUCAACAACAACGACGUUACCACAAUCCAUUGUAUUUACUCUUCUUUGACUAUGUGAAUAAAGUAUAAAACAUAAUAUGCGAGCUACGUGGUCAUUUCAUGAUAGUUUGUGUCCAUGGCCUCAUAAACUUCUUUAUCAAAGGUUUGGUCCUAAAAUAUUUUGUAUAUUAUAAUGUAUUUUUCUUUGUGUUUUUUUGUUUUGUAUUUGUAUACUUAUGAUUGACUUUAUUUCAGAACAUCUGGAAUUUAUUUUUAUGUUUAAAGUUGAAAUAUAUUAUUUCGGUUUGCUAGUUUAUUUGAUAAUUAGUUGUAAAACCAAAAAGACUGUAAAAAAGUGAUUUAAGCUAAAUUUCGUGAUCGUUGUUUUGACAUGUACAUUGUUACUUAAGGGCUCAAGGUGGGUUUCAAUCAGAUGCUAUUUUUGUAUGUACAAACAAAACGAGAUAUUAACGCGAAAAGCGAAUAUUGGAUGAUUAUUUUAGUUUUAGGUUUACUUCCGUUUUGGUAUUUUGUAAAUCUUAUCCCAUCUAGUAGCCCGUUUUUUUUGUAUAUGUUAUAUAUAAUAUAUACUAGUUAUGUGUACUAAUUUACAUGUCAACAGAAUGAUCGUGAUAGUGGGAUGUUUGAUUGAUAAGAACAGGAAUGUAGUUUACUUACAUAUAAGUGAAUUAAUGUAGUUCAUAUUUUUUCCAAAUUCAUUAUCUUAAGUAUUAUCUCAUUUUAUAUUCAUUAUGGCUUAAGUUUGGUGCUCUAAAUUAACUGCUAAAAUCGCGUAUUGAAUGCGCUUCAUUUAUGAAUAAAUUUAUGCUCUGUCUAUGAUGCUAAACUUAAACUAGAGUUAACGUUACGUUAAUACGAUAACGUUAAUAUUUUUAAUAAUAUCAUUUAGGGCGUUCGUAUACUACUACUGCAGCAGCGCUUGUCGUUGUUCUAAAAGGACAAUGGCUUUAUUUUAUACGUUUUGUAAUUGGUCUAAAGAAUAUAAGAUUAUAAUACUAUGUCAAAAAUAUUAUUGAUAAUUAUAAUAUUGUGUAAAUACAAGAUUGGGUAAGCUACAGGGAAAUAAAACUUAGUAGUAAUGUAAAAAAAUUAACACUUAUUUUUUUUUUUUUAAUUAAAAUUUAUAUUUGGAUGUGGAAUAAAAAUUUUGAUUAUCCAUAAAGAUUGAGAAUGACUUGUGGCGGUAUUUUGGGAUGGAUUUUAUCAGCUGUAGUGACUGUUGUCUCCGUAACGACCUAUAUAAUUUAACGUUUCUUUCGACAGAAUAGUGCCAUAUCUGAAAUAUUUUAAUGUCUGUAACUUUAGUAGAUGCACUUUAAAAUGGCAUGACAUAUUUUAAGGCUAAGGUUAGGAUUCUUUAUUAGUGCGUUGCCAAAUACUUGUAAAGAAUAACGGAAUGACAAUUAGGUGUUUAUACGACACAAUUAGGGUUCAUAGAGAGAAAGGAAUUGAAACGUGUCAUUAUUUUUAAAUUUUUGUAUUAAUUUUAAAUUUUAUCUAUAGAUCAUGUCACACCUGUAGAUGACGUGUGGCAUUGUGUGACAAGAAAUGGGAACAGUAAAAAAGUAUUCAUUAAUUUGGAAAUAUUUCCAACGCUAAUAAACAUUGCAAAACGUGAUGUUUCACUGUCGUGAAAGUCACAAAGUCGUGUUAUGUAAUUUAUGGUUGGCCUGUAAUAGAGCAGGUUAUGAAUGAUAAAAAUAACAUUUAUAAAAAAUAUGUAUUAUUAAAAAAUAUAUAAUGUCUAUUGGGGACCAAGCUAAGUCCAAAUUCUUCGUGCUUCUUUAUAUAAAUGUGCCGUGAGUGCCCGCUUAUAUGUGCGUUUGAUAUAGGACUUAAAAUAUAUUAGUCGAUAAAGCUCAAUAUCGCAUAAUAUAUUUUAUAAAAAUCGUUAAAUGUUUGAUAGAGGCGAGAGGGGAGAUGUGAUUUGUUGGUAGAUAACGUUGCGACUGCGGUAUAGUAUACAGACGUUCUUAUAUAUAUUGUUAAAAGUUCAUAACAUUCGUCAGAAAAGUUGACGAAUUAUUUUAUUAACAGCCUUAAAUCUACGGCCUAAAUAGUAAAUUUUGAUUAACAGAGAGUACUGUCAUUGUCAAUGCUGUAAAUAUUAUCAUUCGAUACGUAUUGACGUAUAUUAUAUACCUAGGUAAGGACCCAGUUAUGAACAUCUACACUUCAAGUGUAAACUUUGAUUGUAGGGGCGAAGUCUGUCAUGAGACGUAGGUAUCGUAUCAUAUUAAUCUUUACAUAAAAUGAAGUCAUGAAGUUGGAACAAGGCGAAAAUGGUAUGCGUUGAGCUUUCACUUAAAAAUGACUUCUCUUUCUCCUUUUCUAACUUUAUAUGAACACUUUGUCGCGUGGAAACUUGAAUCGGAUGUGACCUUUUACACUCUUACGUACAUAUUAAGAAGUAGUUUAAAUAAUAUUACAUAUUCUUUUUAAUUGUACCUUGAUAAAAAAUACCAACAUAUUUAUCAUAAUAAUAAUUAAAAUAUCUCCUGUAAUUUAGUAUACACCCGUCUGUUCAUCCGCCUAAACUAUUUGAUAUUAACAAAACUGACAUAUGAGCUUUGAAGAAGUUUUUAAUAUAUUUUGUAUAUUUUUUUAUGUAAUUAAAGUGAUAGAUAAGCUAAUCGGUGUACAAGCUAUUUAAUCAGUUAUUGAUGACACUUUAAUCGACUUAUUACGGUGUGGUUAUUUACGGUUACAGAGUCGUACUUUUAAGCUGCAUUUACGUAGGAUAUAUUAAUAUUAUA